Messenger RNA from Anoplopoma fimbria (sablefish), 1471 nucleotides. RefSeq names its product interleukin 22 receptor, alpha 2 (gene il22ra2). Bases 20 to 679 code for a protein of 219 amino acids. The record is from RefSeq and is a predicted model, not a curated record. Gene Ontology annotation, molecular function: protein binding. The transcript is spliced from 6 exons. NCBI's taxonomy places the organism in Eukaryota, Metazoa, Chordata, Actinopteri, Perciformes, Anoplopomatidae.
UUCAAACUGCCUCAACACCAUGACUGAUCUGCUGCUCAGAGCCGUGCUGCUGGGGAACCUGGGCAUCUGUGUCACAGCUCAAGGUCCAGUGAUGCUCGCUCCACCCACCAAGGUGAUGUUUGACUCUGUGGACUAUAAAAACAUUGUGCACUGGACUCCACCGACCAACAGCAGCCCACUGCAGUUCUACGUCCAGUGGAAGAUUUAUGGCGAGCCUGAGUGGUUGGACGUGAACGGCUGUCAGGGUAUCAAGAAGCCUCAGUGUGACCUCAGCGUCGUGACCUCUGACCUCAGAGAGUGGUAUUACGCCAGAGUGCACGCUUCCUCCCUGCCCUCCAGGAAAUCGGCCUGGACUCUCUCCCCGAGGUUCAGCCCACGCUGGGACACUAAAAUCAGCUAUCCUGUCUUGAGGCUGAACCCCACAGAGCAAGGCAUUGUGGUCCGUGUGAAGACGCCCAGGCAGCUGGUCCGUAAGAUGCACAGCAGUCUGAACUACAAGAUCUACCUCAUACACAGCAAUGGACAGGAGGAGAUGUUUGAGAUGAACUGCUGCUCAAACAAGCUGACUCUGAGAAAGCUGAAGCCCAAGACGAAGUACUGCCUCCAAGCCCAGACCAUAAUCCCCCAGCAGGCCAAGAGUAGCCCUCGAAGUGCUGUGGAAUGUGUCACUACGCUCUGAUCACAAAGACAAACGGGACAAGCUGGACUUUUCAUCCAUCAGUUCAGCUUUCAUUAUCCUUUGCUACCUCGACGGCUUCAGCCACAAAUAACCGUGCCAUUAAAAGUGCUGCACUUUAUUCUCAAAAAAGCAUAAAGGAUCUGACAUGUUGAAUUGUGUAGGUAAACUCAAGGUCUACUUUCCAGUUUAUUUUCCUCAGUGAAUCACUCAGGUGAUGUGAAUUGUGGUUCAAAGCUCUGGAAAAAGCGAGAAAGUAGACCGUGAGUUAAGAUCAUUUUGUUGAUAUUAAGAUAUAAUACAUGUUAAUAUUUGUUGUUUUAAUGAAGGCCAGCUUAUCUUUCACUAUAGACACACUACAAGCACAAUAAAGUAGAUCCAUUUAUGUAAACCCAUUCUUUCCAGUGACUUCAGUAACCUGAAAUGAUAUGACAUGACAUCAGUGAAUCCCAAAUUUAGCAAAUUUGUGUGGUUUUUUUUGUCUUAAGAUUUCUUUAUUUUUCCUUUGAAUGGAGAAAAAAAAAUUGUUCAGGGAUGGGAAGGAUGAAGUUUAUACUUUCUCUAUACUGUGACCACAAUUUCAACUUGUUUGCCCUCUGUACAGCAAUGCUCAAUGAAUGUCAUCUAAACUUUUAGCAGAGACCUGUGCCAAAAUAUCACGGGAGCUUUACUAUGUAGCAAUGACUUUAAUGACUUUACACUUCAACUCGAUUCAGACGCAAAACUUUGAGAUGUGUUGUGUGUUCGUUGUAUGUAUCAUGUUACAAAUAAAAGCCACAAUAAUUGAUUAUACUG